Messenger RNA from Trichoplusia ni (cabbage looper), 4285 nucleotides. It is a transcript of the gene cher, whose product is annotated as filamin-A. NCBI's taxonomy places the organism in Eukaryota, Metazoa, Arthropoda, Insecta, Lepidoptera, Noctuidae. The transcript has 20 exons. Bases 129 to 2840 code for a protein of 903 amino acids. The record is from RefSeq and is a predicted model, not a curated record. Gene Ontology annotation, molecular function: actin filament binding. Gene Ontology annotation, biological process: actin cytoskeleton organization.
CCAUCCAACGUGAACUUGGCUGUACGAAAAUAGUCCCGAGUUUGACAUACGGUGGAAACAUGUAGUUUUUAUUUUGAAUAUCGUCUCGCGAAUUUUAUUUCAUGUAUUAUAAACCCGUGGCACUCUAGAUGACUGUAGAAAUGGAUCCAGGAGGCAGUACUACUAGGCUGGGUGACCAGCGUGACCCACACUGGUACAUAGACUCGGCGUACGCUUCCUCACUCAAAGUAUCCUUACGACUACCCACCAGACAGUUUUUAGAAGACUUCUACCAUCCGUGGUUUCGUCAGAGUGAUAUCAAGAGACUCGUUUUUGCUGAAGUAAAAAUGCCGUCAGGCCACGUGGACCAGCCUCAGAUCGAGGACAACAGAGAUGGUACCGUCAGCAUCAAGUACGAGCCAAGAGAGGAAGGUGUCCAUGAGCUGUACGUCAAGUAUAAUGGCGAGCAUGUUCAGGGCUCCCCCUACAAGUUCCACGUAGACUCCAUAUCCUCAGGGUAUGUGACAGCAUACGGGGCGGGCCUGCUCAACGGUGUGAGCGGAGAGCCCAGCCAGUUCACCAUCAGCACCAAGGGUGCUGGCUCUGGAGGACUCUCCAUGGCCGUUGAGGGACCCAGCAAAGCUGAGAUUACCUGCCACGACAACAAAGAUGGUACAGUGUCUGUGUCCUACCUGCCCACCGCUCCCGGAGAGUACAAGAUCUCCGUCAGGUUCGGUGACAAACAUAUCAAGGGAUCACCUUACACCGCCAAGGUGACUGGUGAAGGUCGCAAGAGGAACCAGAUCUCAGUAGGAAGCUGUAGCGAGGUCACCCUCCCCGGCAAGGUCAACGACAAUGACAUCCGCUCCCUGAACGCUUCCAUCCAGGCACCUUCCGGUCUUGAGGAGCCCUGCUUCCUCAAGCGCCUGCCCUCCGGCAACAUCGGCAUCAGCUUUACUCCUCGCGAGGCUGGCCAGCACAUCGUCUCCGUCAAGAAGAUGGGUGUCCACAUCCAGAACUCUCCAUUUAACAUCACCGUCUUGGCUCAGGAAGUUGGUGACGCUAAGAAAGUCAAGGUCUCUGGCACAGCCCUGAAGGAAGGCAAGACCCACAGCGAGAACACCUUCUCCGUAGACACCAGGAACGCUGGUUACGGUGGUCUUUCACUCUCCAUCGAAGGACCCAGCAAGGCUGAGAUCCAGUGCGCUGACAGCAAGGACGGAGUUCUGGCCAUCAGCUACAAGCCCACAGAGCCAGGAUACUACAUCGUCAACCUGAAGUUCGCUGACCACCACGUUGAAGGCUCGCCUUUCACUGUUAAGGUGACUGGAGAAGGCAGCAACAGACAGAGGGAGAAGAUCCAGAGACAGAGGGACCCCGCUCCUCUGACUGAAGUGGGAACCAACUGCAAGCUGACUUUCAAGAUGCCAGGCAUCACAUCCUUCGACCUGGCGGCCACCGUCACCAGCCCCGGCGGAGUCUCCGAAGACGCCGAGAUCCAGGAAGUGGAAGAUGGACUGUACUCCGUCCACUUCGUGCCCAAGGAGUUGGGAGUCCACACCGUGUCUGUCAAGUACAGGGAGAUCCACAUUCCUGGAUCACCAUUCCAGUUCACAGUAGGUCCUCUCAGGGACUCUGGAGCUCACUUAGUCAAGGCCGGUGGUCCCGGUCUCGAGAGGGGCGAGGCAGGUCGCUUCAACGAGUUCAACGUGUGGACUCGUGAGGCCGGGGCAGGCCAACUGGCGAUAUCGCUGGAGGGACCCAGCAAGGCCGAGAUUGACUUUAAGGAUAGGAAGGAUGGAUCCUGUGACGUCUCUUACAAAGUUGAAGAGCCUGGUGAAUACCGCAUCGGUCUGAAGUUCAACGAGCAGCACAUCCCGGACUCCCCCUUCAAGGUGUACAUUUCCCCAGCGGUGGGCGACGCUCACCUUCUCGAGGUUGCCCAGUUCCCAGACUCGGCGCAGGUUGACAAGCCCACACAGUUCUACAUCAGACUGAAUGGUGCUAAGGGCAGUUUGGAUGGCAGGGUUAUCUCGCCCUCAGGCAAAACCGACGACUGCUUCAUCCAGAACAUUGAUGGAGACCAGUACAGCAUCAGGUUCAUGCCGCGGGAGAACGGAGUCCACAACAUCAACGUCAAGUUCAACGGAGUGCAUAUCCCGGCUUCACCACUUAGGAUUAAGGUCGGAAAAGACGACGCUGACCCUGCUGCCGUUCACGCUCACGGUCCUGGACUGGGAGCCGUCAAGACUGGUGUGAAAACUGAUCUGAUCAUCGACACAUGCAAUGCUGGAGUGGGUCUGCUGGCCGUCACCAUGGACGGGCCUUCAAGAGUCGCUAUGGACUGCACAGACGUUGAUGAGGGUUACAAGGUGCGUUACACGCCUCUCGCCCCUGGCUUCUACUACAUGAGCAUCAAAUACAACGGAGCCCACAUCGUCGGAUCACCCUUCAAGAUUGAGGCUACUGGUGCGAACCUCGCCGAGGUUGGUGCUCAGGAGACAUCGUCAGUGACGGUGGAGACAGUCCAGAAGGUCGCCAAGUCCAUGCAGAAGCAGGGACCCGUGCUGCCGAACUUCAAGUCGGAUGCGUCGAAGGUCACCAGCAAGGGCAUGGGCCUGAAGAAGGCGUACCUCAACAAACAUAACCAGUUUACAGUACAUGCUGGUGAUGCUGGUAACAACAUCCUCUACGUCGGCAUCUACGGGCCCAAGGGUCCCUGCGACGAGGUCCAACUCAAGCACAAGGGCAAGAACAACUACGAAUGCUGGUACGUCGUCAGAGACAGGGGAGAUUACAUCGUCAUCGUCAAGUGGGGAGACGAACACAUCCCCGGAUCACCCUACAAGGUUGAGGUCUAAGGGUUGAGUGAUCAAUGGCGCAUACAGUACUCCAAAACUCAACCCCAUUUGAGAAAUAUCUUUUUUUACAAUUUUCGUCUUCUCUUCAGCGUAAGAUUGGAUUUUGACAUCCCUGUAUGCGUCACUAGAUUCUUUUAAGUCUUCAAUACUUAAAGCAUAUUCAGAUAUGGACUAAGAAUUGGCAUUUUCAAGUACGGUUUACUUUUACUGAUCGAUAAAUUACUAAAUUAUUUUAUGGACUAGAAGCAAUAAAGACAAAAAUAGUACCUAAUUUAAUUUUAAAAUCAACGUUUUAGUUGCUAGUUCUUAGAUGUAUCUUAGUAUGUUUUAAGUAUUUUCUUUUUUUUUCUUCAAGCUUUAUUAUUUUCGGGAUAGGAAAAGGUUUCUGGUUUCCAUCUUAUAUUAAUUGAUCUCUUAUCGACUACAAAUUGUAAACCUUUUUGCUACCCAACCUGUGUUUUUAUCCUUCAUACAUUGUAAUUUAUAUAAAAUCAUGUCAUCGCGACUUCCUAUUAUAUUCUAAGCAUUUUCUUCAGAUUUUCUAACAAAAUGUAGACAAGUUACAAAUACUGAAAAAUAUUUUCUAGUGAUGCGACACUUUUGUCGAUUUGUCAAAGUAAAUGUCGAUAGAUUUUUGUGAUAUUUUUUGAUACUUUUUUAUUUCAUUUUUUACCUAGGAGUUAUUUUUACUUGUUUUUGUUGCUUAGUUAGAAAUGGUAGGCGUAUAUGUGUGGCUCCAAUAUUAUAAGUUUUACAUUUAAUUUUGAGCUAAAAUCGUGUCUACAUGUCGUUUUUUUAGAUCUAAUCUUUGUCUUAUGUUAUCACUGACUGAUUUUUUUUAUUCAAUAUAGCAAGAUUUCUAUCGACAUUUGGAAUGAAUUUGUUUGACAAUCGACUGGCAAAAUAAUGGCAAUUUUUUUCUAAUUUUCUUGGGAAAUUUCGCCAUUAUUUUGAGUUGUCGUUUAUGCAGUGUUCUGGCAAAAAAUAUGUUUCUCGUUUAGUAAUUAGGGCGACUAAAUGACAAUACAUAUGACGUAUUAAUUCAAAAAUAUUCCCUUUAAUUAUAAGUUUAAGCGAGACACAGGUCGUAGCCAAAACUUUUAGCGAAUUUUCUAACUUUAAUUGCAACAAAUUUCUCUAUGACUUUUUUUUGUUAAAAGUUUUUCUGUAAGAGGAGUUUUUUUUAUAAAUUCGCUUUUGUUUUUGGGUACCAACUUUGGAUAGAUAUUUCUACUUUUUCUAGAUUUCUGCCUGAAGUUUGUGAUUCGUUUUGUGUCUCGCUCAUUUAAGUAUUAUGUAUCUGCUUUCUAAUUUUUGUAUGGUUUGUGUAUGGACUUUGCCUACGUAGGUAGAAUGAUCCCGUAAUUGUAAAUACCUAUUUUAAGUGUUUAAUUAUUAUUAUGUAUUUUGCGACUGUUAACUAAAUAAAAAGAGGAAAGUUCUAA